Molecule: messenger RNA, 5297 nt
Organism: Lepisosteus oculatus (spotted gar)
Lineage: Eukaryota; Metazoa; Chordata; Actinopteri; Semionotiformes; Lepisosteidae
Product: endoplasmic reticulum magnesium-transporting P-type ATPase-like
Molecular function (GO): nucleotide binding
Source: RefSeq, a predicted model, not a curated record
AGACAGAUAAGGUUGUGUCUUUCCAACUUUUCUAUGGAUCAGUUACGCAUUGCAUGUAUAGCUUUAGACCAGCAGUCGUCACUGUGUUUCUUUCUGGCCAGUGUAAGAUCAGUAAGAGGCUUUUGUUGGUGACAAACAUCUACAGCACUUUCUGCAAUAUGUUCAUGUGAUAUUUGAUAGGAUUAAUGGGGUGGGGCACAGAUACAGUAAAGGAACACAAACAGCACCACCUCAAAUUUAUGAACGUCUUGCAAAAAUGUUGAACUGUUGGCUAGAAUGUUAUCAACAGUUACAAGACAAAAUGUUAGAAAUAUAGAAAAAUGGGAUUGAAAACAAUCUGAGACACUCCUAAGUGAAGCUAGUUUACAACAUAAACUAUCUAAAUGAAAAAGUAUGUUUUAUUCCCUUCAUGACUUAUCCAAAAUUCUAACUUUAUAAGGCAGAACUUUACAAUGACGUCCAGCUAUAAACACUGUAAUAGCCUAUAUAGUGUAAGUCAGUUAUGAACACCCCAGGGACAAGUCUAAAAUACAGAUUGUUUUGGUAUAGAUUUAUAACGGCACUGUAUUCAAUGAAUUAUCCCAAUUUAAAAAAAAAAGAUUGACUAGAUAUGCUAAGGUAGAAUAGUAAAGACCUAAACAAUUUAGUUGACGGGAGCGUCGUUUAUUUUUAAUCCGCGUCGUAAUGUGAUAAAUUAACCUGCAGGGAAUUGUGAAGAGUUCAGUGGAAGCACAUUACUCUGAGCACUGAAUGCCCACAAUCACAACAAACUCUCUCAUCUAGCCUAUUACUCCUUAUAGGCACACAGCUGUAGAACGUUGUGCCUUCCCAGGGUAGGAGCCCCUAUCAGCUACAGAACGACUCCGCAAGCACAAAGGUCGAAGACAGAACAGGUCACAACUGGCAUACUGUCAUGAGCUGGGAGAAUACUCCAGGACUGUGAAGAUUAAACAUUUUCCCGAUGAAGGUGAUUUGGAAGUCCAUUGUGAAGACAUGGAACAUGUGCCUCAGCACCUGGGCCUGACAACCACUGAGGCCCUGACUGUACUGCACACACAGCUGUCAGGAGCCCUGUCGGACUUCAGGAGGAAGAAAAGGACAGAGACAACCUGGGAGGCUCUGUGGAAACAGAGUUUCCUGCACCACAGCAUGCGCUGGUCCAGCCUGCACUGGCCUGGUGCCCUGCUCACACUGCUGUCUGCGCUGGCACUGCUGGCCUGCCACAGCACCCCAACUCCACCCAGCCACCAGGUGGCACUGCUCAGCGGUGGUGCCCUGCUGCUCCUCCUGAUGGUCAGUCUGGCGGCCCUGGCAUGGCAGCAGCACCUGAGGACCCAGGAGAUGCCACGCCGGGUGCAGGCCCUCUUGCAAACCAUCCAUGGUCUCCUGAGCCGCACUCAGCCUGACUGGACAGAAAGCUACAUGACCCUAUUCUCCCUGCCAUCUCAGGCCAUUUCUCUGCAGUGGACAUACCGUGACGGUCAUCUUGUCAACCUGCCAGUCAGCCUGCUGGUGGAAGGUGACAUCAUCGCUCUGCGGCCAGGGGCCGAAGCUCCUACGGCUCUCAGGGGCAUUCAGGAGGAGGAGCAUGUGGUCCUCUCCCGGGGGGAUGUUUUCAGUCAUCUCUCCUCUCCACCUUCCCCACUGGAUAGUCACAAGCCUCGCCCUCAUAACCUGGUCCACCCACAACUCUUCAGGGUGACAAAGACGCCAGCUGUCAGAAUUUUGCAGCAGUGUCUGGAGAUGGGGCCACAGCGGCCAGUCACAGUGCUGGACAACGAGCGCUUCACGGCACAGAGACUGCUGGAGACGUGGGUCGCACCGCUGGUGCUGGUGGUGUCAGUGAUAGUGAACCUCACCCGCUACCUUCUGGGAGCCCCAGGGGUGGGCCCCUGGCCAGUCCCAGUACUACAACUACCGGUGAACGGGGUGCUGCCCCUGCUGCCCCUGGCCUUCCCGUUGCUAUGGUUGCAGGUCAGUGUGUAUGGCGAGGCCACGGUGCUCAACCAGCUGGGAUCCCCACCCUGGGACUGGAAGGACUGCUGGAGGAGGUACGUCGCGGUACUGUGCGGUUCUUCACCAGCUCUGUGCCAUACCACCAGCCUUCUGCAUAGCCUGGGUUCGGUCACAGUGCUGUGCUGUGUGGAUAAGCAGGGGAUCCUAUCCUGGCCCAGUCCGAACCCGGAGAAGGUUCUGUUUUUCAGCAGACACCCCUGUACUGAUGGAGACAGCAAGAGGAACGCCAGGGAUCCCAAAUACAGCCCCCAGCCACCCCUCUUAUCUCCUGGUGGGAGUGUUCUGCAGGUGCUCAGCCUUUCCCCAGACAGGCAGGCGGACAUGAAGGUGCAGUUUGAUGACUCGCGUUGGCAGUGCCACACCCCCUCGCUGCUUCCACUGGGCCUGGGCGCCCUCCUGGCCUUCUGUGACCCCUGUGCCACGGCUACUCACUGGCGCCUUGCGGACCACCUGACCCACGCGGCACUGCUGAGGAGCCGGCCACGCUGCCAGCCCGUGUGUCUGCCCUGGGGGCUCUGUGAGCUGGCCCGCAUCCUGGGGUUCAGGCCUUCAGCGCAGGAGCCGUUCCAGCAGCAGAUGAGCAUGGCAGCCUAUACUCUGCCCAACGCCCCCCGUGUGCAGGAUGCCUAUCCCUGGCAACCACAGAUCCUAGCCCUGAGGAGGCUGCCUUUCCCUCAAAUCAUCAGCCUGGCGGUUCACGACGGAAACACAGGCUGCCUGCAGCUCUUCUCGUACGGUUCGGCUGAUGCUGUCCUUUCGGCCUGCACUGAAUUCUGGGAUGGCACAGACCUCUGCCCCCUCACCGACACUGACAGGAAGAAGGCCCUUGAUUUCUACCAGCGCUCUUGCAUGGCUGGUCACUGCUUAGCCCUGUCAUUCAAACCCCUCCUGCACCCUCUGGACCCUGAAAUCAAUGGCAAGUGUGUGGAGCUGCCCCAUGGAUCAUAUGCUUGCACCACAGGAGUGGACAGUGAGAGCACCCCAGAGAGGGAUGGCCCCCACCUCCCCCUGGACCAGCACAUCUUCCUGGGGCUGGUGUCCUCCCAGUACCAGGCCCGCCCUGACAUGGUGCGCCUCAUCACGGGGCUGGACAGCGCCUGCAUCCGCUUCGUCUACUUUUCCGUGGAGGAGGAGGUCAGGAGCAAGGUGUUUGCAGAGAAGAUGGGUUUGGAGACUGGCUGGAACUGUCACAUCUCCCUGCAGUCCGACCGUUUCCCCCUUGACACCGAGAGUCUGAGAGACACUGAUUCACCCGUCGUGGAGAGAGAGGAAGAUAUGGAGGAGGAGUGCCUUCUGGAUGCGGAGGGGAGGCCAGCUGAGAAGACCACCUUCAGCGGCCUGGACAGUGAGGGGGCCUGCCUAUUAGAGGACCUGAACAGGGCAAAGCUUCCCAAGGGCAUUGAGAAUGUGCGCCCCCAUCUGGAAAAGAUUGACAACGUGCCCUUGCUGGUGCCUCUUUUCACAGACUGCACCCCUCAGACAAUGUGUGAGAUGGUGCAGGUGAUGCAGGAGUACGGGGAGGUGGUGUGCUGUCUGGGCAGCAGCCAGAACAUCAACAACAAUGCUGUCUUCCUCCAGAGUGAUAUCAGUAUCGCUCUGGAGCCGCUCCUUCCUUCCUGCUGUUGGUCUGAUUAUGACACAUCUACCCCCCCGACUUCCAGGGGCCCACCUGCCUCUAAGUCAGCCCCACUUUCGCCUGCUCAGCUCGCAGGCGCCCUCUGUGGGCUGCCCUGUACCAUUCACCUGGGCUCCCAGGACAACACCACCAUCAUUCGACUCAUCAAGCAGAAGGCGCGGCACACCACCUCUGGAAUCAGGAAGUGCUUCCUGUUCCUGCUGCAGUGCCAGCUCUCUCUGGUCCUGAUCCAGAUCCUAGCCUGCGUGUUUCAGCUUCCACCGCCUCUCGGCACAAACGAUGUGCUGCUCCUUUCCUGUUUCUACUUUCCCCUUCUCAGCGUGUCCCUCUUGGGGAAGCCCUCUGACAGCUCGAUCAUGAAGGUGCCCACUGGGAAAAACCUGCGCUUCCUGCCCAAGAAGACCCAGCAGUUCUUUGUCUUCUAUUUCCUGGUGAAGUUUGGCCUGACUGUCUGCACCUACCUGGCGUGUUUUGGCUUCACGCUUCACGGAUUCUGUCUGAAGAUCAACCACGAGGCUGCUGAUCUCUGCCACCCGGCAGCUCUCCUAAUGAACUCCACAGACUCAUCCCCUGAUUGGUUCAGAGAACACUUGGAUGGACUCGCCCUGGCCCAGAAGAUUAUUGCCUUUUUCAUCUUGCUGAAUGCAUUGUGCACGUCGGUCAGCCACGUACAUCGCUCCAACCCCUUGUGGAGACAGAGCCCCCUGAGUAACCGGUGCUGGUGUGCAGCCCUCGUCGCUGUGCCCACUCUCCAGGUCUCCAUAGCCACAGGGACCCAUCUUCUUUGGAGAGAUCCAUCUGCCCAUUUAACCUUUGACCUCUCUGACAUCCCAGCAGCCACCUGGCUCCUGGGGUUCCUGUGGCUGCUGCCCCUAAUGUGUAUCAACGAGGGCAUGAAGCUGCAUGAGAUCAGGAUGAGGGUGCGGUAUCAGAGGAGGCAGAAACUUCAAUUCGACACCAAGCUGGGGAUGAACUCGCCGUUCUGAAAUGAGUGUUACCACCCAUACCACGGACUGGCCUUCAGUCUCUCCCCCGCAUUGUAAAUCUGCCGCUCCUGGGAAGAUGAAGGGGAGACACAGGUGUGCAUGCACGCAGGUGCUCACAGCGGUGGAGCAAUAAGAGCUGAAGUAAGAUGAGGGACAGCAGAUGUCGCCCUCCUCUGGUCAAUCUGGGGAAAUUCCAACACUUCUUUGCAACACAGAACAGCAAAAUAUGUUGAGUGUUAAAAGGAAACUUACAGAUGAAACACAUUCACGAUGUUACUUCUGUUUUUAGUAUUAGGUAUACUGACAAAGGAGGUUGCAAAGGCUUUGUGUUGUGGGAUUCUGUCCCCUUUUGCUUGUUGAGGAAUGCUUGGACAAGGAAAUGCAUUCUCUAUCAUUCAAAGAACAUACACGUGUAAACUGUUUCAUUUGAUGAUCGGUAUAUAAUAAGCUCUGACUAAAAUACAGUUGCAGAGUACAAGUCUCUUUGUUCAUACAAUAAACUGAGGCAGAAAAGUUGUGCCUAUGGGUUACAUUUCAUUAGAAUAAUUUGAGAAUUAGAUCAUUUUUCUCUCCGGAGUGUGUUGUUUAUAACAUUUAAUUGUUGUUAUAACAAAAAAUGAACCAAAAUAUUAAGCACUCUGACAUGCCCCAUCAGGUGA